GCAUACACAUUUCCAGAUCCGCUUAGUGAAUAUGCUGAGUUUUGGCGAUAAGUUUAUGAAGCAAAAGGAUGGCGAUAAAACCAAAAACGAAAAUUCCAUGCAUAAAUUCGUGGAAGACUUCAGUAGAGAUAUCGCAAACAGUUCUUUUCCUACAAUUGACUUAGCUUUGCCUUUAGUGAAUGUCCCUCAAAAGGUUCAAACAGGAGGAUUUUUUCAGUCGAAACCGAAGUCUUCAAGUCUAACUCUAAACAACCUAUCCCGGAAAAGAGCUACGUCCCCACUAAAGCAGGAAAGGAAGCAACCUCAGGCUGCCAACGGAAACUCAUCGAAAGACUCAAGCUUCUCAUUUUUACCUGCAUUGCAAUUAAAUAAUGUCGCGAAAAAGAUGCAAGGACCUACUUCAGGCUCUGUGGGGCAUGGAGGGCAAAGUAAGGACAGGCCGGAGUCUAGUAGAGAAAGGAGUAAUCCGAGGAAGGAUGUUAAUCGGGAUCUUAUACUGAUCACAGGAAAUGUUCAUUUUGCGAUAAAAAUGAAUAAACUGUACGCGGAUAGCAAUUUGCUGUAUGAAGUCUAUGGAAAGGUGCUCCGAACCUUGCAAGGAAAAUUCCCGUGUGAGCAAAUUGUCUUCUUGCGAAAUGAAUCGGGCCCAGUUUUGCAGGUUGUAUUUUAUGAAAUAGACGCCCAGUUGCCCAACAUAGAGAGUGGAUGCAAUGUGCGCUGCAUUGGGAAAUUCAAAGGAGCCAGUCGACUUCAUUCAUUCAAAAUAACUCCUUUGCCAUCACCCCCAAAAGAGGAGUCUUUGAGUCGUUUAAAGAAUUUAUGUAAUUUUACAAUGAAUAAAAUUAAAGGCAAAGAUAAAUAA
Molecule: messenger RNA, 862 nt
Organism: Hermetia illucens (black soldier fly)
Lineage: Eukaryota; Metazoa; Arthropoda; Insecta; Diptera; Stratiomyidae
Exons: 4
Coding region: 32-862 (276 amino acids)
Source: RefSeq, a predicted model, not a curated record